Messenger RNA from Drosophila sechellia, 1141 nucleotides. RefSeq names its product ADP ribosylation factor-like 4 (gene Arl4). Gene Ontology annotation, molecular function: GTPase activity; GTP binding. The record is from RefSeq and is a predicted model, not a curated record. The transcript is spliced from 5 exons. NCBI's taxonomy places the organism in Eukaryota, Metazoa, Arthropoda, Insecta, Diptera, Drosophilidae. The coding region runs from base 206 to 1045 and encodes 279 amino acids.
CCAUAGUUGGAGCAUAGUGUGAGCGAAGUGUAAUUUAAGCUUCAUCACAUUAUUUAAUCGGUAACAUCGAGCUAUCGAAUUAAACGAAGAUAAAAUGCAGCAGAAGUAAUGUGAAAUCGACAAUAUUUCUUUGAAGAAUGGGGGCUACAAUGGUAAAACCUUUGGUAAAAAAUGGAAAUAUUUUGGAUGCACUGCCAUCACAGUUAUGUUAGGUUUGGAUUCUGCGGGAAAAACAACGGCUUUAUACAGACUUAAGUUUGAUCAAUACUUAAACACAGUGCCAACUAUUGGAUUUAAUUGUGAAAAGGUACAAUGUACACUUGGCAAAGCAAAAGGAGUUCAUUUUUUGGUUUGGGAUGUCGGAGGACAGGAAAAAUUGAGACCACUUUGGAGAAGUUAUACACGUUGCACUGAUGGCAUUUUGUUUGUUAUUGAUUCUGUUGACACAGAACGAAUGGAAGAAGCUAAGAUGGAACUAAUGCGCACCGCUAAAUGUCCUGAUAACCAGGGUGUUCCCGUGCUGAUACUAGCAAAUAAACAAGAUCUGCCCAACGCUUGUGGCGCAAUGGAAUUGGAAAAACUUUUAGGACUGAACGAACUUUACAACCCGGUGCCGAAUAUAUCAAUGCCCUCCGACUCUUCUCCCACAAUUAAUUUAAUUGUUUCAAACCAAAGUAUUACAGAUACAUCUUUAGAAGAGAAAAAAGAGAGUCAUCUGCAUUCUUCUAUGAUUCACAUAAAACCUGCACUUGAAAGUAAAAGCCACAAUUCCACGUUAAGCGGAGGAGCCUUGACAGCUUUCAUAUAUCCGCAAUCUCACAACAAUUCUGCUGUAUUGGAUCGAAAAAAUCCACAAGAUGUUAAAAAUGGUUUUCAUAACAAAAAAAUGAACAGGUCUUCAUCAAAUUCUGUGCAAUUUAGGGGGUGGUAUAUACAGCCAACCUGUGCUAUAACUGGGGAGGGUCUCCAAGAAGGUUUGGACGCCCUGUAUGAUAUGAUUUUAAAACGCCGGAAAAUUAAUAAGUCACAUAAAAAAAAUCUGUAGCAUAAAUAAUUGAACACAGUUUGGAAGUCUAUGUCAGUGUUUUCAAAUUACUCAUUUUAGCACAAUUAAAUAAAUAAAUAAAAAAAAAACAAAUAA